AGCAGUAGCAGCAGCAGUAGCAGCGCCGCGGACGCGCAGUUUCUCUGAAUCUUAUUGCACUAUGAAACAGCUGUCAGCAGAGACUAUUCGUCUCCUUUCAAGUUCUCAGGUGAUUACAUCAGUUGUCAGUGUGGUGAAGGAGCUGAUAGAAAAUUCCUUGGAUGCCAAUGCCACAAAUAUUGAUAUUAAACUGGAGAAUUAUGGGUUUAACAAAAUAGAAGUAAGAGACAAUGGCAAUGGAAUCAAGGUAGCUGAUGUUCCAGUUAUGGCAAUUAAACACUACACCUCAAAAAUAAGCUCCUCUGAGGACCUUGAAAGGUUGACAACGUACGGUUUCCGCGGGGAAGCUUUGGGAUCAAUUUGCUGCAUAUCAGAGGUUUUGAUCACAACAAAGACAGCUGAUGAUGACUUCAGCACUCAGUAUGCUUUGGAUAGCAACGGGCAUAUAACUUCUAAAAAGCCUUCCCAUCUUGGGCAAGGUACUACAGUAACAGUCCUAAGGUUGUUUAAGAAUCUUCCUGUAAGAAAGCAGUUUUACUCAACAAAUAGAAAAUGUAAGGAAGAACUGAAAAAAGUCCAAGAUCUACUGACAGCAUAUGGUAUCAUAAAACCGGACCUGAGGAUAACCUUAACACAUAAUAAGGCAGUUAUUUGGCAGAAGACCAGGGUGUCAGAUCACAAAAUGGCCUGUAUGUCAGUUCUGGGAACAGCCGUUAUGGGCAGUAUGGUACCUUUUCAACACUGCUGUGAAGAUCCUGAGAUAAAUCUUUCUGGAUUUCUGCCAAAAGCUGAGUCAGACAGUUCUUUGACAAGCCUUUCAAGUUCAGAAAGGAGUUUCAUUUUUAUAAAUAAUCGUCCAGUUCAUCAGAAAGAAAUACUGAAGUUAAUUCGACAGUACUACAGUGUGGUGAUGCACAAGGACUGUACUCGUUUAUAUCCUGUUUUCUUUUUGAAUAUUACUGUACCUGCCUCUGCUGUGGAUGUGAAUUUAACACCUGAUAAAACUCAAGUUUUACUGCAUUAUAAGGAAUCUGUCUUACUUGCUGUUGAAAAUGUGUUGAAAUCACUGUAUGGGCCACUACCUGCUACCAUCCCUGGUGAAAGUAAUAAACCAGAUGUUACCUCAGAAGACAUGUUUGUUCAUAGAACAGAACCAACAGAUGUGGUUGUUAAUGAAAUGGGACCAUCUGGAAGCGAUGAUCUACAUGCUCAUACUUCAUUCCUUUCACUCAGCAGUGAUGUGCAAAACUGUCAAGCAGGAAGAAACACAGAGAUCUGCUUAAAUCAUCAGACGUUUUGUGGCGAUAAUGUACGUAGUCACCUGGACAAAAAAGAGGUUUCUGAGAGUGAUGCCUUUCUAGAGAGUUCCUUAAAUUUAGUGUGUGAGGAGGAACAGAAUGGAGAGAAUAUGACUGAUAUUCAAAGUAACAGUGUUCCUGUGGACCCCAAAUCUAAAAAAGCCAAUGAGCAUCUUUUGAGUUCUGAUAAUAUUGAUGAAAUAGAAAAAAAUGAGGAAGCCUUAGUACCUAAAGACUUACCUGAAAUCUCUGCUGAUAAUUGGAGUAUGGGAAGUGGAUUUAAAAACCAUCUAGGAGACAACCUGGAACCUGUUAAGAUUUUGAUUCCUGAAGUUGGAGGAACAAUUAAUAAGCAAAAUGAACAUAUUGGUGAACAAAGCAAUGAUCCACAAAUCUCAAAUCAAAGCAUAAAGAAAAGAAAUGUGAUAAGUGAUAAAUUUGGACAUUUGACAGCUUAUGACUUAAUUAGUAGUAGAAUAAUAAGGAAACCAAAGUCUGCAAUUGGAUUUUUCACUCAAGAAUGUCGUCCAAAAUUGAUAACUGAUAAUCCAAAGACCAGCAUGGAGGAUAUCCUGCUGAAAAUUGAAGAGCAGUGGAAGAAUUUGAAUGAAGAGGAAAAAAAGAAUUACGAAAUAAAAGCUGCUAAAGACCUGGAACGAUACAACAGAGAGGUCAAGAAAGCUAUGGGACAGACAGCGCACCGACCAACAAAGGAGGCAGAAAAACAGAAACCCAAGCUGAAGAUUUCCCCAUCUGACCAGCAGAAGCUUGACAAGAUAUUUCAUGCUCAAAUUGAAAAGAAACAGAAGCAUGAACAGCCUACGAAAAUUGUGACAGUGCCUUUUUCUCUGAGUUCCUGUAGACAUCAGCUUCAGAGACAUGAGAAAAAUGAUUCAGAUGAACACGAGCUUUUCCUGAUCCGUCGUCAGAGUUUUCCUGAUGUCUGGAUAUUUGCUACUGAAAAAAAACUAAUGUUGCUGAAUCCAUAUAGAUUGGAAGAAGCUCUGCUACGUAAAAGAUUACUGAUGAAUCAUAAGCUUCCAGUAGAGAAACUUGACAAUCCAGUUGUGUUAACGGACAGUCUUAUUGGUGGAUCUCAGUAUAUGGCUGCUCUUUAUAAAAUGCAGAAGGAUUACCAGAGUUUCAGUGGAUCAGGUUAUUUGUCAGAUCCAAGGCUUGUGGCAAAUGGAUUCCAGAUAAAAGUAAUCGAAGGUGCUUCAGCUACAGAAAGUCAUCUGGAAAUAGAAGGGAAGGCGAAUUGUCUGCCAUAUUAUGGUAUUUCUGAUUUGAAAGAAAUUCUGAAUGCAGUAGUUAAUGGAAAUGCAAAGGAAGUAUAUGAAUGUAGGCCUCUCAAAGUGAUAAAUUACUUGGAGGGAGAAGCAGUACGUUUAGCUCGGCAGCUGCCCUUACAUUUGUCAAGAGAAGAUGUACAAAACACAAUUUACAGGAUGAAGCAACAGCUUGGAAAGGAAAAUAAAGGCUGUGUUCAUGGUCGUCCUUUUUUUCAUCACUUAACAGAUAUUCCAGAAGCUGACAAGCAGAAUUCCAUGGAAAUUAUUCAGUAAAUGGAACAUGUUGUUUGGGAUCAUAUUUCUCUUGCUUAAUUUUGAUCAUUACUCUGUAAUUUCAGCAUGUUUUGUGCAAAGCUUUUGUAUAAUGACUUUUCAUUAUCAUGUGCUCGCCUCCUAGAGACUUUUUUUUUAAUUUAAAUUCAAAUGCUGCUUGAAAACUGGAAAUAAAUACUGUAGAGAAACAAUUCAUCACUAUUUUUUUUAAAGAAUUUAUUAAAGAAAUGUUCUCAACUGGUUUGAUGCUCUUCUUACUGCUGCAGGUUUAGAAAAUAUCAGUAUGCCAAAAUUUUUUAGAUGUGAAGUGGUUAGAAGUUGCUUUCAUCGGAGCCUGACAAACUUUAUUGUACUGAGGACAUGAGAUGUUAAUUUUCAAAGGAAUGCCAGGUAGCUGUAGGUAUUUAAAUGUGGCAUUGCCAUAUGCAGUUGUUAGUUACACGUUUAUGGUGAUGUAUUUCUAUUUGGAAACGUUUAACUUGCGUAAAUGAGUAUUGAAGUCCUAGUGUCCAAUCUCCAAAAAGCUUUUUUACACACUUGGAAAAGUGUGAUUCUUAAAUGUAUAGUACACUCUUAAAACUUUAGAUCAACAAAAACUGGCUAAUGACGUGAAAGAUGAAAGGAUCAGUCACAGGAGCACAGGUUAGCACUGAAAGCAGAUGCCAAUCCAUGUGUGUUGGUGCAAUGCUAUACACAAACUGUUUGGGGGUGGGAAACAUAAACUGUCCUCACUCAAGGAGAAUGUGGCAUAACUAGGGCAAAGUCUGCCAUACAGAGAGCUACUGAUUCUGGUAAACUUGUUCAUUCUCUUUCUACCAGAAUGUUUACUCCUCUAUCUCAAGUAGUAGCCUACUUCCGUAAAGCUACCCAAUUAUGCCUUCUUUGCAUAGCAGAUGCAAUGUCUCUGGAAGAGUAUGUUUUAAAAGUUUCAAGAAAGAUCACCUGAAAAUUCUGUCCAUCCCCAGUUGUUCUGUUGUUAGCAAAUCUUGGCACUAUGAAAAUGUGGUGGUAAGACCUAGCUUUGUAGUGUUUCUGUGGCUGGUAGGUAAAUGGUUGAAGGUUGCUGAAAGAACUGAGUGCAAGCUAGUUCGUGGACAGCAGUAUCGGACUAGACAAGCAAAUGUACAAUCUGAAAAUGUAAAUUACUGAUCUAGUGCUCUGUAUCAAACAGUGCUGAACUGGUGAACUAAGUUAAGAAAUCACAUCACAGCAAUACAUGACAACAUAUAAAUUCUAAACUGAAAGGCAAUGAUUAUGUUUUUAUGCCACUAAAGUAAGUUUAUCCUUUUCAUAAAGAGCUGGGAUGAUCAGAGGGCACAAGCAGGAUAUCUUUCCAAACUUAACCAGUGAGCAAGGCACAAGAUGAGAACGUCAGUGGAAAACUGGACACUUGUUGGCUGUAAAUGUCACUCGGUGCAGAAGAUGUGAAUUUUUAGAAUGGAAGUGAGAAGGUGGAUGGAGACACAGGAAGGAGACGUGACUCUUGGCUCUGAGGGGGAAACAGGAUCCCAGCCUUGCGGUGGAUGCAGAAGGUUAUAGUUUGUUUAUUUUUAUUCUUGUUUGGAUACAAACUGUGAGAGUUUAGAGAGUAGCCAUUACAGUGAGAAAAGCCAAAGGCAACCCGGAGAACUGAAAUUUAUCUCCAAACUAAGUUUGUCUGGACUUAAAUAAUGUGCGCCAGUUUUAGUCAGUUGCGAAUAUAACGUGUAGUCUUUAAUGAGAUUAAUAAUUGCUAGUUCUUUUCCAAAAGGUAAAGUAGCUUUAUCCUAAUUAUACUGGAGCAAAUGCUAGCAUCUUUGGGAAGACUAGAGUCAACACCAAGUGCUUUCAUAUAACAGUACCAUUGCAGAGGACAAGUUGUUUAAUAGGUAUUCAGGCCCUAGGUUGAGGAUAAAAAGUGAUUGGUAAAUUGGUACUCACAGGUGCCAAGGUGGGCUUAGUUGCUAUGGAAGAAAAUUAGUGUCAGGUAUUGCUGUGGGUGUGGGUGCACCAGGUUGGGCAGUUGGGAGCUGGGUCUUCUCUCCUUCCCUACUCCCCUCUCUCCUCUUCUCCUGGCUAGGUUUGCUGUCCUUUACCUCAGAGGGCUGCAGUGGAUUUCUUCUUUAGGUACACGUACGUACAGUUUGUUUUCUGUCUCUCUGGGAUAUUGGGGGUUGUUGUGUGGCUGGGUGCCAGCAGCGAGUGCUGUAGCACGGCUUUGGAGCUGUAAGUCUAGGUGUCUCCCCACCGUGGUACUCAUGGUUGGGAGUGCAAGUUGAAAUUGUGAGUUGCUCUGAUACCGUGCUGGUGGGAGAUGGCUUUAGAGAGGGUGAGUUUCUCCUUGCUUUAUCCAGUGUGGAUGGGAGGAAAUGUUACUUUGUGUUUCUAGAGGUGCUCUUCCUUUUUCUAGAGAUGCUUUUACUGAUGCCUCUGGUGAUGCAUCCAUUUUAUGUUCCUUAUUUAAACAAUAAAAGUACCCCAUUUCUGGAUUUACAAGUUUAAAAGAAGUCAAGUGGUGCACUUGAUUUAAUCGUUCUCAAAAAGGAAGGCACAUCAACUUACUGCUGUUGCAUCAGCACCUGGUGCCGCUCAGAUGCGUCAUUAGGUGACGAACCCCACGAGGUUCUCUGGAGAGCGUGCACAGGCUGCCUGUCCUUGCAGUCCCCAGCUCUAUGGGCUGUUUGAAAGGACAAGAAAACCUAAAAUGUGUAACGAUGAGUAGACUUGGUUACUGUUGUGCUUGACCUCUUAACUUGGAGGAAAAAAGAGUGGGGCAGGACCUGGUGGGUGCAUGUCCCAGCAGCGAGCGGACAGACUGCCGUGUCGGUGUAUCCCACACUGUGGACCCACGCAGUUCUUUCUACCGCAAGUGGCCAGGUCGGGGCAUUUCGGGGGACUUCUAGUAUUUGCACUGCCCUCUGCUGGCAUUUUCUUUUCGUACAAUUUUGACCACUGAAAAUGAUGGGUAGGCAGGUCUGAGGACCAUGAACGAGCACCAUUCCUUCCUUCCUUUCAGCCACCAGCAGGUCAAAGUGUUAUUGCUUGUGAUGCUUCUCAUGGUGUGCACGUUUGCGUUCCUAAAAUAUGCCUAGUGCAGGUAGCAGUGUUCCCUAAGUGAUAAUCAGGAGCUUUCCAGACUAAGGCAUGAUCUCGUAAUAAAACUUACAAAACCUUUUGGUUGUACGUAGCUUUGCGUUUUUCAGAGGAUCGUUUGUACAGUCAGUUUGGGCAGGUUCAUUUCUGGUGGUGUAUUUGCAGCUCCAGUGUCUGCCUUGCCCAAAAUCUGAAAAGUUGCAUAUUAUUUUAAUAGAAAACCAUUGAAUGUCAAUUUUCUUUUUAAAUACAGGAAAAUCUCAUUGAAAAAAGAAUUCUUUUUCCGUGCAUAUAAAUAUGGGUAUAAACAUGAAAUGGAGGUAGUGACUUUUACAUGUUUCUUUUCUGAAUGUACUAGGAAGCUUAAUAAUGAAGUUUCUGUUUCCUCUCAGUUAAGAAGUGUGUGUGUGUGAAGGGUUUUGGAGUAUUUCUGGGGGUUUUUUUGUUCCUUUGGUAUGAAUAGUAGCAAUUCAAAUAACAGCAAAAACAGUAGAAUGCUUGACUUAUAUCAGGAGCACUUAGAAGUCAUUGGCAACAGUAAAAUCUGUAUGAUGUAAUUUGUGAUUUGUUAAAAUGGAUACUUCUUAUGCAUUUCCAUAUUCUAAUAUGGAAUAUUUAAAAUAUCUAGCAAUAGAAUCAAUACUUCCAAGCAAUACUCUAGUUAGUUAUACAAGCACCCGUUCGUUCCUCGGUGUCAAUUUAUGCAUUUGGUUUCAUUCCUCCUCCUCCCCCCCUCCUCAUAUUUGUAUUACUUUCAUCAAAGUAAACAUCAAAGAGCAGGUGCUUAGGUUUUUGAAAGAGUUGUAAUAUUUGGUCUUCAGAGCUUGUUUUAUCUUCUGUAAAGCAGGUCUAGUUUUGGUUUCGUUAGGGGGGUCUGGUUUGGUUUUGUUAAACUUAUAAUUCGGAAUUACUUUUUUGUCUGCAAUAGCAAUAUUGAAAGAUUCUUGAAUGUUUUGUUUCUUUUAACAGCAUUUAACAGGCUGGGUUAGCAAUCGAAAGAAACUUGAGGUACAUCCAUUUAAUUUUGUAAAUGGAAAGCUACCACAAGUAGCUUUUAUUUUUUUCCUCUCUCUAAGUAUGGAGUAUGAUAUCUGAAAUUACGGAGAGUAUAAAUGUGGAAAUGUUAAAUCUUUUGUUAAUGGCUUCGAAUUAAGCACACAUUGUUGCAGAUGAUUUGGAGGACUUAUUUAAAGUAAAUAUACAAUUUCAAGCUCAAUUAUCAUUCAUAGUUUAACUGAACGUAGUGAGAUAUUAGGUCUGUGAAUUUGAUACAGUGUUACUUCAUAAUUACAAUGCUUUUUUUACAGUAAAUUUGAUAUAGAACAGUUGCUAAAGGAAAGCUGCUGAAUAGCGUGACCAACCAUUUUAUGGGACACAUCUGGUGCAUUAGUUCAGGAUGUGCACUGCAGAAGAACAGAGCCUUUUGCACAAAAUGAGAAGGAAGCUAACUCCACAUGUAUACGUUUUGUGGACAUGCGGAGAGGUUAAACAAUUACAAGUUAAUUGUGUAAGCUAAUAGGAGGGGUGUUCGUAAUGUCAUUUCAAAAUAGCUAAGGAGGAAAUGGAGGAGAAUUAUUGUUUUAAAAUCUCAGAUGAACAGUUUACACCUGUUAAUGUUACAUUUAGAACAGCUGUUUCUUUUAUUAUCAGUAAACAGAUGCAGAAAGUAAUGGAAUGUUUUAAAGCAAUAUGUUAAUCUUGUCUUCCACUACUGAACAUUCUUACAAUAUCAUGAUUAAAUAUUAACUGUAAUGCUGCUGUCAUAUGCAGUUACAGAAUUCUUACUUACUUUUUUUAAUCACUUUUGUAUCUGAAGUUGUAAAUGUUUAUCCAGAGUUAUUGCAGUCUUUCAUCAACCCAUCAUAAGUCUUUUUGCACAUCAGUAAUUUUAUUGAUGAUUUCAUUGGGCUGAAUUACUCAGCCAAAGUGACCCUGACUUUGGUUUUGCUGAAAAGUUAUUUCUGUAUUUGUAAUUUCCCCCUGAAAUGAAAUAAGCUAUAUUUAUAAGGGGAGAAAAAAAUUGCUCUUGGGGACCCAGGCUAACCCACAUUUUGUAUGAACUCCAUAUGAAGUUGUUUGGUAUGAUAGGUGAAGCUUUGCCAGAGCAUGCUCAGUUAGGUCCAGCACUGCAUAUUGGGAUAGUACCAAUGAGGUGGUACAGGAGAGGUUCUUGUUUAGUGCAUGGGAUUUUUUGUUUUAUGACAAUAAUUUUGAUCUUAGUUCAUUUAUUUUCUGUAUGUCUUAUGACAAAUGUUUUGUGGUACUAAGGUUUUGAAAUAAAGAACAGCUAUGGUUCUGACA
Harpia harpyja (harpy eagle) is the source of this 8236-nucleotide messenger RNA. It is a transcript of the gene PMS1, whose product is annotated as PMS1 homolog 1, mismatch repair system component. Gene Ontology annotation, cellular component: MutLalpha complex. The coding region runs from base 62 to 2863 and encodes 933 amino acids. Gene Ontology annotation, molecular function: ATP hydrolysis activity; mismatched DNA binding; ATP binding. The record is from RefSeq and is a predicted model, not a curated record. Gene Ontology annotation, biological process: mismatch repair. NCBI's taxonomy places the organism in Eukaryota, Metazoa, Chordata, Aves, Accipitriformes, Accipitridae. The transcript has 13 exons.